Molecule: messenger RNA, 2156 nt
Organism: Camelina sativa (false flax)
Lineage: Eukaryota; Viridiplantae; Streptophyta; Magnoliopsida; Brassicales; Brassicaceae
Source: RefSeq, a predicted model, not a curated record
GGAAUUGUUAAAAGCUGUGAUUUUUUUUUUUUAAUUUAAGAAAACAUAAAUAAAAUACUCCAAAAUUUCAAUAAAAAUUUCUUUAUUUCUAGUUUAUGAAAGAAAAUGUAAUAAUGUAUACAGGACAGUCAGUUUUAAUCAUGAAACAAAAACAAUUAUCCAAAAAAUAAGGGAAAAAAAUGAGAAGGUAAAGAUUGUUGCCACCUAUCUUUGACAACGCCAGUGAUUAAAAUGUUGUUAUGGCAAGAACCUUGAAAAGAGUCAACAAGAAUAUCUUACAGUUACAGGAGACGAACAGAGCAAGUUUCGGCAGUUAAGAAACUGUCAUGAGUUCAGUUAAUAUAUCAUCGUCACAUUACAGCUAAACAUAAAAACCAAAAAAAAAAAGCAGAAAACAAAACAGAGUUUGGUUUGGUUUAUAAAAAUGGCAGAGAGAGAGAGAAAGAGAGGUUGCUGUGACGUCCCUCUCUCCCUAUCUCCUUAACCGAAACGGCAUGCAUUUCUUCCUUCUUUAACUUCCUUUCUCCAUUCCUUCACGACAAGAAUGAAAUUAACUCAUCACAAAAUAUGUCAUUUUUGAUGUUUGACCAAACAAAAAAAACAAAUGUGACAAAAACACCAAACCCAAAAACGGUUAAGAACAAAAAGGAUAAAAGAGUCUUUUACUUCUCCCUUAUUCUUCUCCUGAUUUUCCUCCCUCUUCAUUUUCUUCUCUUUUCUGGUAUAUGAACAAGUUCUGAGCUGUGACCAUUAGACCAACAACAGUCUUUAUAUCUUCUUUCUAUCUCUCUCUUUCUAUUAUUUCCUCCUUCUGUUUUAUGUUCCUAUUUCUUCAAAAACUACAGCAUUCGCAUUCAAAUUCACCUUCACUUGCUGCCUCGGCUUGCUCUUCAGGUAUGUCUUUCGUCCUGUUCUUCAUUCUCUGUAAUUCAUGUGUAGGGUUGCAUUAAACAGAAACCCACAAGUUUAGCUUUGGCUAUCAACAGUUCUCUCAUCAUAUGAACAAGUAACCACCGUAAAGAUGAUGACGGAGAAGUCAGAUUUAGUACAUGAAAAGCUCUGUUCAUUGUCAUUCCUACAAUUAGUAAUAGCACCAAACUUUGAUAUAGAUUUUUGAGUAUACACCAAGUCAAAGCAAAUUCAGGAAAAGCCAAUUUUUUAUUGUUUUUUUCCCCAUAAUAUAAGAAUAUAGUGGUCUUUUUAAAAUGCUAAGGUUUGAGUACACGACUGCCUCUUCUUUUGUAUCUAUCUGUAAGCUAUUAAUGUUUGGCGUUGCUUGUUUUCGAAAAAUUAUGACAAUGGAAGUCUAUAAGAAAGAUAACUGAUACCGGAUUUAGAGAAAACUUCUGAGUAUUUUUACCUUCCAAUCCCACCACUCUCAUUUCUGAACUCCUUGCAUGAAUCUGAUGUUUAUUGGUUCUUUAGAUGGGACUACAUUCUCCGAAGUCACUUUUCAUGUUUGAAUAUUUUACGUCUUCUGACUAACUGCAUAAAUGGUCGCAUUGUCGCAGGUCAGAGGCCAAAAUAGGUGGAAUUCAAAGCCUGUUUUGUCAGAGAAAAACUUACAUAUGAAUAACAAAGGGAGUCAGAACGUUGCUACCUGCAAGCCUGUCACUACAUUUGUCCAAACCGACACCAACACUUUCAGAGAAAUUGUGCAGCGAUUGACAGGUCCAUCAGAGAACAACUCUGCAGUAGCGCCACCAGAAGCAACAGUGAUAAAAACCGUCAUACAAAAGAAGCCAACUUCAAAGCUCCACGAGAGAAGGCAAUGCAUGAGGCCAAAGCUUGAAAUUGUCAAACCUCCUCUAAGCUUUAAGCCCACUGAAGGGGAGAAAGCCGAACCAGAUAGUUGUACAACAAACAUUGAAGAAGAGGAGAAAGCCAUUAAAGAAAGACGCUUUUACUUGCAUCCAUCGCCAAGGUCUAAACCAGGGUAUACAGAACCAGAACUGCUUCCUUUGUUUCCUUUAACUUCUCCCAAUUCAAGUGGCAAACCAUAAACCUGACAGAUUAAUCAUAAGCUUGUUCUCUGCCUACAAUCCCAAAGAUUAUGUACAUGUAGCGUUCUCACUCAAGAAUUGUCUCUGUAAUCUAUGUGCAAUGUCCUUGUGUAGACCAUCAUGAUCUAGCUUUGCAAUGUUUUAUGAUUUUCA